Molecule: messenger RNA, 4425 nt
Organism: Procambarus clarkii (red swamp crayfish)
Lineage: Eukaryota; Metazoa; Arthropoda; Malacostraca; Decapoda; Cambaridae
Product: ninjurin-2
Biological process (GO): tissue regeneration; cell adhesion
Cellular component (GO): membrane
Source: RefSeq, a predicted model, not a curated record
UGAGAGCACUUGAGUGUGAAGUGUGUAGCUGUGCGGUGUUCACCUCUCUCUCUGUCUCUCUCUGCUGCUCUCUCGCCCUUCCUCCUGCCACCACCUGGCUCCUGGAGAUAUAUCUUAAGACACUCCUGAGAUAACUGAAGUAAUAGUGCUUGGGAGAGGCUGAUAAGAGGUGGAAAGUGUGAUCUUGCGUCCGAUGCUUGUUGACUAGUUUUGAAAACUGCUUAAUGCCCAGAGAUCUUCGGCGGCGUGGCAAAAUGGAGCUGGCCCCACUUGCUGACUUAAGAGAGACUGAUGCUGAAGAUGUAGGUAAUGGGAAUGCAAAUCCAACACACAAACCAGAAUCUGAUACUGGAAUUGAUGAUGGGUUUGGAACAUCUCCAAGUCAGCCACCAACAACUGUACCACGAAGAUCUCCAUUUCCACACUCGCCCUCCCCAGUCCCAGGAAGUCAUGGCUAUAUUCCGGUGGCUACAGACUUUCCAACUAAUAUCAAACCUGGAAAAAAACCACUAGAUGUCAAUUUGUAUGCAACUAAGAAGACUGUGGCACAAGGCAUGAUGGAUCUAGCUCUGCUCACAGCUAAUGCUAACCAGCUACGUUAUGUUCUGGAGGCUGGGAAAUUUGGCAACCUUGGCCCUAAUUACUACAUCAGCAUAACCUUCAUCUCGCUUAGCAUUGUGAUGCAGCUUGUGAUUGGUGUGGCUUUAAUCUUCAUGGGCAGAUACAAUGUGUCACACGAGGCCCAUGCACAGAAAGCGGAUGCCCUCAACAACUGGAUAGUUCUUGGUGUCUUUAUCAUCACUGUGAUCAAUGUUUUCAUAUCAGCUUUUGCUAUUGAACCCACGGAAGGCUAUGACCCUGUUCUUUUGAAAGCUGCUAUGAUUACCGAGUCACCUGCUGCAGAGGUGAUAGGUAAUUAGAACUUGGGUAAGGAAGUAACAAGAGUUUUGACAAAUACACCAGUAUAAAAUAUUUUGUUGUAUUUAAUUCCAUUUAGUGCAGUAAACACUGUUUUCAGAUCAAAUUCAUGCAUUACUGUAUAUUAUUGUUCAAUCACUUAUUCACUAAAUGGUAAGAAUCUCACCAUAUCAUUCAUAUAUACAGUAUACUGUAGAUAUAUGUGUGUGUAAAUCACAGAAAUUAACACGUGAUGAACAAUGUGACAGUGUCAGACCACAUUCAGAGUUUGUGUCAGACCACUUAAAUACAAAAGUACUUAAGGAAAUUCCUGUUUCAAUCCUUCCUUCAUGGUCUGACACUCACAUUUUUCAUCACGUGUUAAUUUUCGUGAUUUACACACACAUAAUACAGUAUGUAUGUAUGUAAUCCAGAUGGUUUAUAAUGAACACAUUUUUGUGUGCCUUUGUAAAAAGUUUUAUUUUUAAAUGUUAGCAAGCAGCUGUAUAAUUCACAUUUCCACCAUACAGUAUUUAUAUGAGAACACUUAAUCUUAAGUGCAUAAACUUAAUAAUAUUAUUACUCAAAAUUCACUUUGUUUUUCAAAGUUUGCUCCACUUAUUUAGUGAUAUUUAAUUCUUAAUUAUUUCAUAUAUUUUUUCACAUAUGAAUGAACAUGAUCACUUCUUUAUCAGCCUAAUUGCUCAGUUCAAAAAUAUUGAGAGCACAGAUAUUAUUUAUAAUGAUUUUAUGUGUGUAUAAAAGGGUAUAUUUUAACAAAAACUGAAGGUAGUUCACAGCCCUGAAAUAGGUUUUCCGAGUACUACAAAACUUGGAGAACUACAGUCACUCAGACAUGAUGUUAUGUUCAUUUCAAUAGCAUCCUAGAGAAAGUUUCUUCCCUUUGGCCCUCUACAACUAUAAUAUUUAUGAAGCCUUGUUCAUUAUGAAAACAUUAAUAAUAUAUUAUAUAGAAUAAUGAUGAAUAAUUAAAAAAGGACACAGAAUGUAUGAGUUACAUUAGUGGGCAAAAUUAUUUCUUUUAUUAUGUUUUAAAAUAGAAAUGACUUUUACCAAGUCUCUUGUGUAUUACAAUAUCUUGAGAAAACAUAUACAGUACAUAUUGAGUCAAUGGAUUCAGUAAGAAAAUUUAGCAUUUUCGCUUGCCAGGCAAGCGAGUGCCAGAUCACCCCAAGGUCUGCAGCGCAGUUUUUUAAUUUUGGUUUUCACUCUUUUUCAAUUUUGUCAUGUCAAUUCUUGUCCUAGGUCUUGCAUUUUGGUAUCAAUGUGUUCGUAAUAGAAUUCCCUACAGGAGUAUAUGCAUAUAAAGUCCAAAAGUGCGAUGUACCACCCCACAGCAAACAGAGAAAGUGGCAUUGCAUUACCCAUGAGCGCUCAAGAGCAGUAAAAUGUGUGUACUCUUUUCAACUUUGUCACUUCAAUUCUUGUCCUAGCUCUUUCAUUUUGGUGUCAAUGUGUUCGCAGUGAAGUUCCCUACAGGAGUACAGAACAAUAUAUGCAUAUAAUGUCCAAAUCUACGGCGCGCCUCUCCCGCAGCCAAGCCGAAAGCAGGCCAAAUUUGUUAAUUUUUUAUCCCAUACUGCGUCAUUAAUGCACAUUUGUCUACUAAAUUUUUUACACCAUACUGCGUCAUUACCGUGCAAAAAUGCUAACACAUUUUAUGCUAAGAAGUGUCUUGUCAGAUGAUUCUUAACAGUUACAUCAAUUCAUUGAUGUGUAACCAGGCAUCUGAGUUAUAGUGUUGAGAAUUGGAAACAAUUGUUUAAACAUGUCACAGUAAAAUUUGAUGUGGGUGAUGAAAAUAUACUUUUAAUUUUAGUUAUGGUGAAAUGCAGCUGUCCUAAGGGGAUAUACUGCAUUGUUUACAAUAUUUGAAGUGAAAGUUAGGAAGAUCAUUGAAAGAAUUGCAUAUUCAAAAUUUGUCAAGCCAGGAUGAGCUGUGCAAGAAUUUAACGAUUGUUAAUGUUUUAAGUCAAGUAGAUGAGCAUACCAGUGACAAGCUGAAUGAGCAUAUAAUCUUCUAUGAUGCAGAAGAGAUUUAAAUAUUUUCCAAGAAUUCUUUUGUUGGUCUUCCCUUCAUUCUUGUGUAGAUUGGUGCAUUAGUGCCUUGAAACCUCACAAUGGAUAGGUUCAUAAAUGCUUAUAGUGCAUUAGUGCUUGAAAAGUGACUAGACCUAUCAUAUAAAAAUAAGAGUCCAUAUGAUGGGAUUGAACCAGCAACCCUGGUUCAGUUAGCAGUGUGUGUGGCUGUGGAGUCCAGGGAUGCCAGUUCGAUCCCAUUGUAUGGCCUCUGUAUUUUCUCAGACACAUCAUGUUGUUGUGAUUUCAUGAUAUAAUGGUUCUCAUUUACUUAGAAGGUGCUGUAAGACUAUUAUUUUACUAUAUGUACUAUAUCUUCAUGCACUAUAUAUUGUUUAUACAUAUAACCAUUUUACAGUAUCAUACAUUUUUACCCUUGUGGCUAUACAGUACUGUAUAGAUAUUUAAUUUCUAUAAACAUUCUCACAUCUGUUAGCCUUGAUAUUUUUUUGUUUCCAUUUAAUUUCUGUAUCAUGUCCCCCACCCCUCAAGUACUCUACUGCCAUCUUGCAAGGUUCAUGUACGUGGCACACCUAACUGUUGUUGUUCACCUGUGCUCUUUGGAUAUAACUACUUUCACUUGGCAAGUUCUGUUUAUAUGUUGACAUCCUUAAUUGACUGACUAUCUCUUAAACAAUUUAUUCUCCCCGGCAAUUCCUCUUCUAAGGGACAACUCGUCCGCCUUUGACAAUGCGCCAUGACAGGAAAUCUACCUUCAACCCUAUUUAUAUAGUCGUCUAACAUUUGUUACUAAUUUCUCAUGCUUCACACUUUAACGCAAUAAACCAACAUUAUUCCAGCAUGCCUAAAGCAUUGUAAAGUAUUUUCUGAAUUCACCUUACUUACCUACACAUUGUGUCUGCUUGUACUCUGCCAUCUUCCAUCUUCUGUACAGUUGUUAAUACCACAUGAAAUUUUAAGUACAAUAAACCCCCCACAUGUGAAUUUUCAACAUUUAUUCGUAUUUUAACAAGAAAUGUAUAUAUAAGCCUGUUUUAUGGCAUACAUUAGAACAUUUAAUGAUUUUGCUAUUUACCUUUUUUGUGUAUCAAGGAUUUGUAGAUUAGAGCACUUCAAAUUCUUUAACAUAUCUGGGAUUUUUGUCACGUGCAGUCAGCUUAUUGCCUGUAAACAUUCCUGUGGGUUUUUAUGAACAUUACAUGUAUUUGACUUUUGUGGCUAGUUCCAAGCUGGGGGGAAAAAUAAGGAGAAUGACAUUUGAUAGACUGAAACAAAGGAAUCAAUGAGAAGUGUUUAAAUUACAUAUAAAGUGAUACUUCACAAUAAGAUAGACUGUAUAGGCAUUAAUUAAAAAUGCAAAUGCUUAGUGAGCUCUAUCCAUGUUUCAUAUUAAAAUUAUCUAUCACACUCCUGUGAUUACCUAUUUACAUUUUGAUUUAUGUAUAACACAGCCAUUGCCAAAUGUAA